Messenger RNA from Pogona vitticeps (central bearded dragon), 4186 nucleotides. NCBI's taxonomy places the organism in Eukaryota, Metazoa, Chordata, Lepidosauria, Squamata, Agamidae. The record is from RefSeq and is a predicted model, not a curated record.
UCAGUUUGAUGUAAUUGUUUUGCUUUUCAGGGUAUGGCCAUUGCUAUCUUAGGGCCUACAUUUCAAGACCUGGCUGAAAAUGUGAAUAAAAAUGUCAGUCAGAUUUCUUACAUCUUCGUGGGACGUUCAUUUGGGUACUUUAGCGGUUCUCUACUUGGUGGAAUACUCACUGACUGCAUGAAUGUUCAGCUGCUCUUAGGAUUAUCUAUGCUGGGCACGACUAUGGGCCUGUAUGCUAUCCCAUGGUGUAAGAAAGCACUUUUGCUAACAGCUAUGAUGUCUGUCAUUGGUUUUUCAAUGGGCGUCCUGGAUACAGGUGGCAAUGUUCUUGCUUUGGACACAUGGGGGUCAGAAGCUGGUCCGCAUAUGCAGGCGUUACAUUUCAGUUUUGCCCUGGGUGCUGUUGUGGCUCCCAUCCUGGCCAAACUGGCCCUGGGUGGGAGAGUUACUGGUCCCCAGGCUCAUCCAAGUGGCAGUGAUGACAACCAGUCUUCUGUGAAUUCUCUUUCUUCUCCUCCAUCAUCUUUGAAGCUACAUCUGACCUUAAACUUUGUAUGGUCUUACAUUGUUAUAGGCACCUAUCUCUUGUUUGUUUCAGUGUUUUUCUUUAUUUUGUAUUUGAAGAGCAGUGCUGUUCGAGACAGAGUGAAGCUUUCCACAAAAACAUUCAAGACUGCCAAAUAUCACAAGGCCCUCAUACUACUACUCUCAUUCUUCUUUUUGUGCUAUGUUGGAGCAGAAGUGACCUAUGGCUCUUACAUUUUUACUUAUGCAAAAACCUAUGUUGCUAUGACAGAGAAUGAAGCAGCAGGGUUGAAUACUGUCUUUUGGGGAACAUUUGCAACUUGUAGAGGACUGGCUAUCUGUUUUGCAGCCUGUUCGUAUCCUGGAACUAUGAUCCUUCUGAGCGUCAUAUGCUCCACGGUGUCAUCUUUGUUCCUUGCACUGUUCAGUAAACAUCCUGUCUCUUUGUGGCUUGGCUCCGCAGUGUAUGGAGCAUCAAUGGCUACUAUCUUCCCCAGUGGUAUUUCUUGGAUUGAACAGUAUACUACCAUCCAAGGGAAAUCUGCAGCACUCUUUGUAAUGGGUGCAGCUCUCGGGGAAAUGUGUAUCCCAGCAGUGGUUGGUUUACUUCAGGGAUACUAUCCAGCCCUCCCUGUGCUAAUGUACAGUGCUUUGGGAGCAGCCUCCAUGACUGCAGUGCUGUUCCCUGUGCUGUAUAAAUUAGCAACAUCCCCUUGUGAUGCUAAGCGGAAGGAUGUUGGAGAUAGUGAACUUCAGGAAGCCUUGUUGUCCAACUCUCAUGUUGAGGAAGACGAUGAGGGUGAUAAUGAGGAUGGCAGGGAAUGGAAUGAUGUAGACUUUGAAGUCAUUGAGAUGAAUGAUACUCUGCAGAACUCGGUAAUUGAAACAUCUAAGAAGAUCCAAGGGCAAUCUGUACUUACCACCUCCAGUCCACAUGCUUCAGAAAAUGUAUCAUGUAAUUCUCCUGUGCUUGCUAGCGUAUCUCCAAGAGGCAAAAGCUCAAGUAAAAAUGACUAAAGCUGGUUUAUUUUACAACAAGAAGACAUUUAGCAAGAAGUAAAGGUAUAUGACAUUUCAGUGGUAUUGAGAAACUCAGUAAUUCCAGUUUCUGUGUGAAAUUAUGUGGGAAUGGGAGGAAUAGUUCAGUGAGCCCCCUUGGAUGAAUAUGAUGGUGGUGGGAAAUGGGAGCAAAGGUGAACAUUUCCUAAUGUUCCUAAGUAUAAUAGCUCUUCAAAAAGGUAUGAAGCUUCACUCUUUAAGUUGCUUAGACAAAUACAGAGCCUGACACUGAAGAGAUUAAUGUAAUGAAAUCAUUUUAGGCUUCUUAAUUCUUUACCAAGGUAAUAGUUUACAUUUGUUUUUAAACCAAGAUAUGACAGAUGUUCAAACUGUAGUCUGUGAUUUCAAAUGAAUUAUUGAGAGCACUGUGGAUGAUCCCUUCCUUUUUUUAGUUUCCAUCUGUAUUCCUACAACCCUGAGUUGCAACAUUACCUUAAUGUAGCUGUAUAGACCACAUUUCCCCUGCUACACUACAACUUCAUCUUUUCAAAGUAUCUCUGAAAAACAAGAGUGGUGUCAGUAUAAAACUGUUUUCCCACUAUAUUAUCUGCAUCAGUGAUGUUGCUUAUAAUCACUAGUAUCUGUGUACUACAGUUGCAAAGGUUUCCUUUGAUGCUCUUUUUAUUGGCAGCUUUUCUAGAAGUAGGAUGAACCUGGAUAUAGCAGUUCUUUUUCAAGUGUAGGUACAGACUAUCCUUUCCUAACAAAAUGUUAGGGUAUAAUGGCUGAAAUCCUGUUGUGUGUGUAACAGUGAUGAUGUCAGCAGCAGCAGGAAAUCACUAUUUAAAGGCUUCCAUUUGAAAUUUCAGGGUGUACCCAAUUUCAUCAUAUACGAGUUGUGUGAACCCAAUAAUCAUUAAUCAGUAGCAACUUGCCUUUAAUUGGCAGCAGUUUGCUGCUGCUUACAUAAUCUUUCUUGCACACAUAGAGCUGUGCAACAGGAUGUCAACCAGCAUCGUGUGGCAACAGUUUGCUAAACUGUAAUAGAAUAGGAAUGUUCUAAUUUUAAUUGCUGUUGAAAAAUAUUCCUGUUCACCAACAGGAAUUCUGUAGGGCCUUUCCUUCACACUGUUAUGCCAGACAGUGGAGCUUCUCUUUCUGGAGUAUGAAUCUUUUAUUUUUCACAACCACAGGCAUGCUCUACAGAAGAGUAUGCCUGCUGCAUGGCAAGAUGCAAACGGGAAAGCUAAAAUUAUGGCACCUUAUACUUUGACGACCAAUGUUGUGAUCGAUGACUCCACAAAUUUUAUUUUUGUAUUUUGGAAAAAGACUAUUUUUUUUUUCAAAUGAACACUUUUCGUAUGUAGUUGACUGCAUUAUUCCACAUUUAUAAAGAAAGAAAAGUAUGAUUUUAAAAUUUGCUUGGGAGCACUGUGUGCAAAGAGAAGGAAGGACAAACAAUAAAAGCAAGAGUUGUGAUUUUGCAGAUUUAAUGGGUGUCACUGAGUGAAGCUGUUGAGAUUUAAGAUUGGUCUUCAGCAGGAUCAGCAGAUGAAUUUUAAUGCCACAUUGCUGGCAGUGGCAUGUGUGUAGAGGAAGGCUGUAGCUGCAGUCCACUGCAGAGUGCAAUAUGCUUUGAAUAGUGACUCCCUGCCUUGCGAGUGUAUUUCGUUCUUACCUUUCAUUCUCUCCCACAUUUUCAGGUAUGGGAUUGUGAUAUAUAAUGGAAGAGAACUGUCUCUGCACAGAUGUGUUUUGUUGUUACUGCAGUGGUACUGUUUGUUAAGUGACCUUAGAUACAACUGGCAAUACACUAUUGUAUCUGAUAUAUUUAUGUUGGGACAUUAGAGGAAAUCUAGACUGGAACUUAAAAACUGGGAAAUUAUAACACUUCUUUGCCUCUGGAUAAGUUUGAAAAUAAAACUACCUCACAGGGAAAUUCUGUGGUGAAGUAUUUUAAUACUAAGAGCUGAUGGAAGGAAAAUAUGUAUUUUUAAAAGAAGCAUUAAACUGUAAGUUGUUUUGAUUGUUUUGUAUACUUCUGGAAUUUAAAGUUACACAUUUCACUAAUUUUAAAACUAGACUUAGUGAUAUCUACAUGAAUUGAGAACGUUAGUGCAUUUAGAUUGAAUUUAUUUGAUUUUACUACAGUCUACAGAGAUAGAUUUAAUUUUGGAUGUAAACAGGGAACAAGAUCCAAAAUGCUACAUGGGACAUCUGAAAGGGCUUGUAUAUGCCUCCUGUAAAAUUCCCCUCCUUUGAUCACCCUCUGUCCUCCCAUGUUACAAAUCCUCUGUUUUGAAAAAAGGUUCUUUGGAACAAGAAGCAGGUAUUCUAAUUUUGGCAUGUGGGACAAAUAUUGUUAGUUGGAUUUCAUUGUAUUUUCAACAGUGAAAUCUAAGAGUGUGAUUAAAAACAUGGUUGCCAACUGAAAAAUAAUGUUAAGGAAGAAUUAAAUACUGGUUUUAUAUAAACCUCAUAGUAAAGCAUAACUACAGACACUGGUGCAAAGCUGUACACUCAGUAAUUUCUGGAUAAAUCCUAUCCCCCCAAUAGUGCAUAUACUGUACACAGUGAGUAUACGAGGAGUACUUGUAUAAGUUUGUAAUCAACAGUAUGAGGCUGGCAUUAUGAAAUAAACGGUAUACUUUUUUUGACUAUC